GUAUAUUUGACUUGUUGACUCGAACCCCGCUCUUUAAGAUCACACUGCUCCCGUCUUUCAUACGCCAUAGCAAUUUCGUAGAGCAAAAUGUACUGCUUCCGCAUUCUCCCUAUCCUUAUCUCGCUCUCGCUCUCAGCGACCGCCGCCGUAAACUCGCCGGCUCCAGCGAAAUCAUCCUCAAACCCAUUCACCGAAAAGGCUGCAGUUCUCCGUUACUGGAACCGAAAAAUCCCCAACUCUUCUUCUCACCCACCCUUCCUCGUCUCCAAGCUAACGCCGCUCUCCAUCUCCGACGCCGCCAAGUUCUCCACCCUUGCUGCCUCGGACCCCUUCAAGCUUUCCUCCAGUCUCCCUUCCUUUUGCUCUGCUGCCGCCCUGCUCUGCAUCGCUGAUCUAACCCCAUCACUUGCCUCUCAUCCCCGUGACUCCGCCUUCUCUGUGUACCAAAACACCAACUUUACCAAUUACGCGAAUACCGCCGGCGGUGGCCUCUCUUCCUUCAAACGUUACUUCGGGAAUGAGGUCCCAUUAAGCACAUUCACCCGCUACGGUCACGCUUCCGGUGGCCACAACGACACCUUCGCCCACUACGGCCCCGGGAACGUUGACACCGGUGCCAAUUUCACCUCAUAUGGAGCCACUUCCGCCGGCGGAUACGAUAAAUUCAACACCUACGGCAAUUCCACCAACGGCGCUGCACUAGGGUUCAAAAAUUACAACACCGAAGCCAUCGGCCAUAUAGGCGAAUUCUUACAUUACUCCGACGAUUCCAACGUUGGACAGCAGCUCUUUUCCAGCUACGGUAAGGGCGGCAGUGGCACAACAUCCGACUUCGCCACUUAUGCCCACAAAUAUUCCAACAUAAUUGAAACCGGCUUCAAUCAUUACGGAGAGAAGGCCGUCGGGAACACGGAUAACUUCAAGACCUAUUCCGAACACGCCAACAUCCCCGACAAUCACUUCGAAUCGUACGGAUCUGGCGAACUCGGUGGAAUCGAAACAUUCACCACAUACCGCCAUCAAUCCAACAUCGGCGACGAUUCCUUUACUUCCUACGAGAAGGGCGGCAACUACGGCACCGCAAAAUUCAACAAUUACGGCAAUGACAGCUCGGGCACCGAUGCCUUCAAGGGCUAUGGCUUGGCUUCCACCAAUGGUCAAAUCACCUUCAAUUCCUACUUCGAGGACAAUACAACUUUCGAACUCUACGCGAAAACCGGGAUUGACUUCAAAUCCUACCACAAUUCCUCCUCCGCCCAAAUCCAUACGGAGUCGAGGCAUCCCGAGACAAAUCGGUGGGUAGAAGAUGGGAAGUUUUUCAGGGAAAGCAGCCUGAAAAAGGGUACGGUGAUGCCAAUGCCGGACAUUCAUGAUCGGAUGCCUCCGCGGUCAUUCCUUCCGCGUUCGAUCGCUGGGAAGAUCCCAUUUACCGUCACCGCCGUAACGGAAAUCUUCAAGUUCGCUCCUGGAACAGCCAUGGCAAAGUCAGUGGCUUCAAACGUCCUGCCGAGCCGUGGGGAGACGAAGCGGUGCGCCACGUCAGCCGAGGAUAUUAUCGACUUCGCCGUCUCUGUACUCGGCAGCAAAGUUGAGGUGAGAUCGACGGCGAACACGAAAGGCUCUCGCAGUAAUAUUCUUGUCGGUGAGGUGAAGGGGGUGAAUGGGGGUAAGGUUACCGAAUCGGUGAGCUGUCACCAGAGCUUGUUCCCAUACUUGGUUUACUACUGCCACUCUGUUCCUCGAGUGCGCGUUUAUGAAGCUGAAAUCUUGGCCAUUGAUACCAAGGAGAAGAUCAAUGAUGGAGUAGCCAUCUGUCAUAUUGACACGUCGGACUGGAGCCCAGCCCACGGGGCCUUCGUGGCGCUGGGUCCCGGGCCGGGGAAGAUCGAGGUGUGCCAUUGGAUUUUUGAGGGGGACAUGACGUGGACGGUCAGUGAUCUUGCAUGAGCGAUGUAGCCAUUACCCUCUGUUCUCUUAUCCUGUUAUGGAUUAUGUAGAUUCCCCGCGUCCCAGGCAAUCGAGAUUUGGGGCCGACGCCACUCUCGCAUUAUCAGUCCCGUUGGCAUCAGUCCGCUGGUGGCAUGUGGGCUUCACUAUUUUUCUACAUAUAUUUUUGGGGCAGGACAAAGUCAGUAUUUUACGGUUUUUUACUUUAUUUUUUAACUAAUAUAUUGUAUGGAGCAGGGCUUCACUUUUAAAAAUAAGGGAAAA
Messenger RNA from Phalaenopsis equestris, 2211 nucleotides. RefSeq names its product BURP domain-containing protein 12-like. The record is from RefSeq and is a predicted model, not a curated record. The coding region runs from base 88 to 1947 and encodes 619 amino acids. The transcript has 2 exons. Lineage: Eukaryota; Viridiplantae; Streptophyta; Magnoliopsida; Asparagales; Orchidaceae.